GGAAUGUUGUAUACACUUCUCCUAAAAAUUACGCUAUAAUUUUACAGUCUGCUCUUGAAUUAAUCAAAAGUAAUAUUCUUGAUGGUGUAAUCUGGGCAACCACAAGGUUUAAUGAAUCAGAAUUGCCUUCUACAUUUGCGCUUUCUAAUGAAUACCAAAGUGUUUUUAAGUCAUGGAGUGUAGGUAGUAGUCAUGAAUCUAUAUAUACUGCUACUCCAAUGUUAUUACUUCCAAUAGCGUUUGAUCAACCUGGAAAUGCUGAAAAGUUAGAGCUUACAGGUAUGGCUUUACAACUUUCAAAACUUGAUUUAAAAGUUGACAAAAGUAGUAAUGAAUUGGCAAUGCUUGAAGGUGUUAGAAAUGAGAAUGGUGAACUGGAGGUGUACAAUAAAGUCUUGAUGAGACAUUGGAUCACUCCCGAUUCAAGAAUGGGUUUUAUUAGAGGAAAUUAUUUAGACGUUUUUGGUGCUGCUAUGAUUAUUGUUCUAGUGAUGACUACUAGUCUUAUAUAUUGUUUUUAUAAGGUUAUUAUGUUCGCUUUUAAGAAAUGGACUCUUAGAAAUAGGCAUUCACAAGAAGGUUCUUCAAAACCUAAAAAUGAAUGA
This is a messenger RNA of Scutellospora calospora, 605 nucleotides long. NCBI's taxonomy places the organism in Eukaryota, Fungi, Glomeromycota, Glomeromycetes, Diversisporales, Gigasporaceae. The record is from the annotation of a GenBank genome assembly.